ACUAAAGACAGUUGAAGACAAACACAGAUUAAAGGGUGUGUUGCAGCUGGUGUUGCAUAAACACUCCACACGAUGGCGACAAAGACUUUAAAGAAAUGUGACAUGUCCUCGAAGUUCACUUUGCCAAGUCACUCUUCAAGGUGAGUUUUAAUAGUGUGGCAGCACAGCUGUCAUCUUUGUUGAGUUACAGCUGAAUAUGCAAUGAUUCUAGUGUUGAUCCAAAGUAAUAUCAGAGGAAAAAGUGGCUUACCAGUAAAGCACACUAAAGUGAACUUAUUUGUUUUCGCAUACGCGGAUGUCACACUUCUUUCAUUAGUCUUCCUGUAGUUCACACCAGGUCGUGCAGUGUGUUGCAUCUCAAACUGUAAGAGUGAAAACACACCCAGACUGCAACGGUUACUGCCGGGUUGUAUGAGGGCUACAAGCUGCACUUACUUCCACAAUAUCUUAGUUUAAUUAGUGUGCUUAUAGCAGGAACCUUUAUGUCAAAGUAGCCUGGUCUAUUCAACCUACUUUAUCAAUGCUACUGCUGGUUUUAAAAUGACUGUAAGAGCUAAUUUCAAGUUGGAAACUCCUUUUUGAUAGUUUAAGGCAAUGUCUUGACUGUGGGAUGUGUCCUUAUAUUUUACAGGAGAAUAAUUUAUUUGUGGUACAUUCUCCAUAAAUAGGCUAACAAAAGUUGACUGUCCACAUUUCUAAAGAUUCAUAAUAUUUUUUCUAUUGACUAUUUAUUUUUUUCAAUUGUCCAUUACGCGCGCGUUCCUCUGGGUGGACUUCAUUACUUCAUCGCGCGCCUGAAGGUCCGCUCCCAAAGCCUUCCGGACGAGGCGGCGCGCUCACUUCUCACUUCUCACUUGCUCGCGCAGUAGAGCUCGCGGCUUUUUACUCUCCUCCGUGCGCCCCACGAGGCACCGACCGGACACCUCUGUGACACUCACCUUUGGGACACCAACCAGGAUAACCCGGGAUAACGACGUGUUUAGUGUCGGUGGCGAUGGUGAUUGACAGAUGAUCUGACAGAGGAAGACAUCAGUUCUCUUUAGUUCAGUGACCCACUGUAUGCUGUCGAUGUGCUGCUUUCACUUUCUAACAGCUUCAAGUCUCACGACGCCGUCUCCGUGCUGGUUAUUAUGGGGUGUGCCUGUUGCAAGCAGAAGAAGUCUGCCAAAGAAGCAGCAGCAGCAUCAGCAGCAGUAAACAUUACAGACCUGUCUCCUAGCAACGCAGAUGGAGGCUUAUCCGCGGCCUUGACUUCGGGCCGUUACUGUCCCGACCCCACUCAGACCAUCCCAGACUUCAACAAGGGCUUCUCAUCCGGCACCCUCUUCCCCAACACCAACGCACACCAGCGGCCUGGAAUUAUAACAAGUGGUGGAGUCACUCUCUUUAUAGCUCUGUACGACUACGAAGCUCGCACUGAAGAUGACCUCACUUUUCAGAAAGGAGAGAAAUUCCAGAUCAUCAACAACACAGAGGGCGACUGGUGGGAGGCUCGCUCUUUGGACACAGGCCACUCCGGUUACAUCCCCUCCAACUACGUAGCUCCUGUCGACUCCAUACAGGCCGAAGAGUGGUAUUUUGGGAAGAUGGGGAGGAAGGAUGCGGAGAGACAACUGCUGGGCCACGGCAACCAGAGGGGAACUUUCCUCAUACGAGAGAGCGAGACCACCAAAGGUGCUUACUCUCUGUCUAUCCGUGACUGGGACGACAACAAGGGAGACCACGUCAAGCAUUACAAGAUCCGCAAACUAGACAACGGUGGCUACUACAUCACCACGAGAUCACAGUUUGACACUGUGCAGGAGCUGGUAGAGCACUACACAGAGAGAGCAGCGGGACUGUGCUGCCGUUUGAUUGGCAGUUGUAAGCGGGGCAUGCCUAAGCUGGCCGACUUAUCGGUGAAGACCAAGGAUAUGUGGGAGAUUCCCCGCGAAUCCCUCCAGCUGAUUAAAAAACUGGGCAACGGCCAGUUUGGAGAAGUCUGGAUGGGCAUGUGGAACGGUACCACUAAGGUGGCGGUGAAGACUCUGAAGCCAGGAACCAUGUCCCCCGAGGCCUUCCUGGAGGAGGCUCAGAUCAUGAAGCGGCUCCGCCACGACAAGCUGGUGCAGCUCUACGCCGUCGUGUCUGAGGAGCCCAUCUACAUUAUCACCGAGUUCAUGAGUCAAGGAAGUUUGUUGGACUUCUUAAAAGACGGGGAGGGGCAGAGUCUUAAACUGCCUCAACUGGUGGACAUGGCUGCACAGAUUGCAUCUGGAAUGGCGUACAUUGAGAGGAUGAACUACAUCCAUCGUGACCUGCGAGCAGCUAACAUCCUCGUUGGAGAGAAUCUGGUGUGCAAGAUCGCUGACUUUGGCCUGGCCAGGCUCAUCGAAGACAACGAGUACACAGCCAGACAAGGGGCGAAGUUCCCCAUCAAGUGGACGGCUCCAGAAGCUGCAUUGUAUGGACGCUUUACCAUCAAGUCAGAUGUCUGGAGCUUUGGCAUCCUUCUAACUGAACUCAUCACAAAGGGACGUGUGCCAUACCCAGGCAUGAACAACCGUGAGGUGUUGGAGCAGGUGGAGCGGGGCUACAGGAUGCCCUGCGCCCCGGGCAGCCCCGCCUCGCUCCAUGAACUGAUGGUGCAGUGCUGGAGGCGCGAGGCCGACGAGAGGCACACCUUUGAGUACCUGCAGUCCUUCCUGGAGGAUUACUUCACGGCCACGGAGCCGCAGUACCAGCCCGGAGAAAACCUGUGACCACACACACACAACGUGCCGGACAGAUGUGGAGCAAUAAAUGGACAGACGUGGAUGUAUACAUGCAGAUACACUGAUGUUGCCUUCAUUGUAUUUGUACUGUACAUGCACAAACAAACAUAUUAAGAUACAUAUCAUUGCCUUGUUUCAUUGUUUAAAGACAGUUUCCUCCUCUUGGUUAUUGAUCAGUGCAGCCCAUUCAGGACAGAUCAGUCAACCAUGUUGAAGAGCAGAGUCAGAGCUCUGCUGAUCAGGCCUUGCAGUAAUGUUGCUUUACUCUGUAACCAUGACAACAAGGAACUGAAAGAAGAUGUAGAUGGUUGUGUUGAGGUGGGGGGAAGUCGAGUUGGUACAUGAUUUGUUCAGCUGCCAUAUAUGUUCAGGCCCUUUUGAUUUCUCCUUCUGAGAAGAGCGAUUUCGUAGAGCGACUGAGAUAAAUACGUUGAUACAGAAACGAUAGAAGAUGCAACAGGUUUCAGGAAAUGAACCUGGUGAACCUGCGUGGUAGAUACACAGAGACUGUAAGGUUUAAUAAGAUGCCUCCUCUUACAAUAAUCUUACAAACAUAUACAAAGGCGGUUGAACUGAUCCAUGAUCCUGAACUGAUUUCAAACUAGCACCAACGUGUGCCUUAAAGUGGUCAAAUUAAGGGCUGUUAUAGAUUUUAAAUACUGUGUUAGUAACGUCUGAGAGGAGAGAUGGUAAGGAAUGCUCUUUGAUUGUCUGAUAAUGUGUAUGACAAUUUUUGUAUGAACUGUCUCUAUUUGCUGUUUUAAUUUAACUCCGAUAUAUCUAUGCAUCACAAAGACUUCUAUAUCUACUUAACAUGUAUACAGUUUCCAUCCAUUGGGAGGGCAAAUGUUACACAUAAAGGGGAAAGAUCAAUGUCAGUGGAAGGAUAGUGCUUUGUUUUUUUGACAAGAGUGUAACCUUUUAUGUGAUUUUAUGAGAUUCCCUUGUCAUGCUAUUGUAAUAAAAAUCUAAAAGAAAAUAUACAUCUUUCGCAGGUUAA
Messenger RNA from Sebastes umbrosus (honeycomb rockfish), 3753 nucleotides. RefSeq names its product Yes-related kinase (gene yrk). Lineage: Eukaryota; Metazoa; Chordata; Actinopteri; Perciformes; Sebastidae. Gene Ontology annotation, cellular component: extrinsic component of cytoplasmic side of plasma membrane. Gene Ontology annotation, molecular function: non-membrane spanning protein tyrosine kinase activity; signaling receptor binding; ATP binding. Gene Ontology annotation, biological process: integrin-mediated signaling pathway; cell surface receptor protein tyrosine kinase signaling pathway; cell differentiation. Bases 1131 to 2741 code for a protein of 536 amino acids. The record is from RefSeq and is a predicted model, not a curated record. The transcript is spliced from 14 exons.